This is a messenger RNA of Scomber japonicus (chub mackerel), 852 nucleotides long. Its product is annotated as V-set and Ig domain-containing protein. The transcript is spliced from 3 exons. The coding region runs from base 1 to 852 and encodes 283 amino acids. Gene Ontology annotation, cellular component: plasma membrane. Gene Ontology annotation, biological process: regulation of bone resorption; regulation of actin cytoskeleton organization; regulation of osteoclast development. The record is from RefSeq and is a predicted model, not a curated record. NCBI's taxonomy places the organism in Eukaryota, Metazoa, Chordata, Actinopteri, Scombriformes, Scombridae.
AUGUUACUGAAAUGUGUCAAGUUCAAGCCCAUGCUCAGCCUCGCUGCCGGAGAUGACGGCUGGUCCAUUCGUGUGCAGCCGGAGGUACGGGCCAUAGAGGGUUACCCAGUGGUGCUGCCCUGCACCUUCAGCCACCCACAGCACUCCCAGCAUUCCUCCCUGCAGGUUGUGUGGCGUCUGGGCCACGGACAGGGCGCCACCGUCCUGUACCGCUGCACCAGCCGGACCGGAGCCCCCACCUGCGAGCCGGGGCCCCAGCAGGACCAGCGGUACCGGUUGGAGGGAAACCCGCGGGAGCACGACCUGUCGCUACGCAUCAACAGCGCCACCCUGCAGGACAAUGGACGCUACUACUGCCGGGUGGAGGUCCAGGGCCGGGAACACGUCAGCUUCGAGGACAAGAUGGGAACCAGACUGAGAGUGGAAGCUCCUCCAAAGAUCCUGGAUCUGUCGGUGGAGGGCAGCGAGCAGGUGGGUUAUAGAGCUCUGUGUCGGGUGCAGGGCUCCCCGCUGCCGGACGUCCAGUGGCUCGGACCGGACGACCUGCUGGAGGGUUCGCCGGUCGGCCCGCUGGCUCAGGAGUCUCCGGCUCGCUACCACACCGUCAGCCAGCUGAGAGACGUGGAGCCUGGGCACCAGUACACCUGCAGCGCCUCCAACCCGCUGGGCAAAGAGCAGGCCACGCUGUACGUCCUGCCCCCCCGACCCCCCAUGUCCAUGGCCAGAACAUCGCCGCCUCUCCUGCUGCUGCUGUCGGUCUGUCUGGGGGCAAAGGUCAUCCUGCUGGUGGGGAUGGGGGUGUGGAUGGUGCAGGGUGGAGCUCUGCAGGGAAUCAGCUGCUGGUGGAAGUAA